AUGUCGUCGCCUGCGGAGGAGAGCGAGGAGCAAACCUCGGGCACUCCCGCCGAAAAGAAAGUCGUGCUUGAUAUUGAAGACAAAACACCUGAUAAUUCAAGUAACAACAGGCUGGUCCUGAGCUUCUAUUUUCGAAUCUGGCAGUACUCCACGCCGCUCGACCAUGUCUUGAGGACGUGUGCUAUCAUUUCUGCCGUAGUGUGCGGUGCAGCAUUACCGCUGAUGACUCUAGUAUUUGGAAACCUGAUUGAUAAUUUCAAUGACUGGGACGCUGGGAAGCUCUCUCCCUCUGAGUUUCGAGAUAAAGUCUCUAAAAACGCACUGUGGUUUACCUAUCUAUUCAUUGGUAUCUUUGUUCUUGCCUCGUUCAACACUUUAUGUUUCCGUUUCACAGCCACUCGCUGCGUCAAGGCGCUCCGACGCGAUUACCUUCGAUCCAUUCUGCGACAAGACCUACCAUUCUUUGAUACCAGUCUUCCAGGUACUGUCGCAGCCCUCUUGUCUAAUAAUGCGGACCUGGUCGAAGUCGGGCUCGGAGAGAAACUCGGCGUUUUUGUGGAGGGUAUUAGCCAGCUGGGCGCCGCAUUCAUAGUAGCUUUCACACGACAAUGGAAAUUGACGCUGGUAGUUGCUGCAACUCUCCCAUUGACCAUGCUAGUGGUUAUAAUAGCAGUGAUCUUUGAUACCAAGAUUGAUUCCAAGAUUCUCGCAAUCUAUAGCAAGGCUGGUGGUUUGGCGGAGGAAGCGCUGUCCACAAUUCGGAUAGUGACAGCAUUUAAUGCUGGUGGAAAGCUACGGGCCCGAUAUGAUGUAUACCUAGAAAACGCAAAGCAGCAUGGGAUCAAAAGAGGACCUAUCCGUGGAAUCAUGUACGGAGUGCAAUUCGCAGCCAUGUUCUGUGCUUACGCGUUCGCUUGGUUCUAUGGCAUUCGACUUCUGGCCUGGAGGGAGAUUAGCAGCGGAGGGCAUUUGAUCACGGUCCUCACUUCUGUCUUGAUCGGCACUCAAUCGUUGACGAUUAUCGCACCUAGCAUUGGCGAGCUCACUAAAACGACUGCUGCUGCCCAAGAAUUAUUUCAGACAAUAGAUAAGGAGUCUAAGCUUGAUUCUAUGACGAGCGAUGGAGCAACUCCUAUGGAAGUGACGGGUCAUAUCUCACUGCAAAAUGUCACAUUUGCAUACCCCUCUCGGCCUACUGUGAAGGUUCUAGACAACUUGACCAUUGAAUUUGAGGCUGGAAAGACAAUUGCCAUUGUGGGAAGUUCAGGUACUGGCAAGAGUACUAUUCUAGCCCUGAUCGCUCGGUUAUUCGAUCCUCUUGCUGGUACGAUUCUGCUUGACGGAAAUCCCAUUGACAGUUUAAAUAUCCGCUGGCUUCGAAGUCACAUCGGGUUCGUCCAACAAGAACCGUUUCUAUUCAGCGAUACCAUAUUCACCAACGUUUGUCAUGGCUUCUUUGGUACAGCGAUGGAUCAUCUACCGGAGCAAAAACGGCGCGCUCUAGUCGAGAAAGCGUGCGAGGAGGCCUUUGCCCAUAAAUUCAUUCAAAAUCUGCCUGAUAACUAUGAUACGCAGAUUGGCGAUGGAGAUGGGCGUCUAAGUGGAGGGCAGAAGCAGCGCAUUGCAAUUGCUCGUAGUAUCAUCCGGAACCCACCUGUACUUCUUCUCGACGAGGCUACUUCUGCACUUGAUCCAAAAGCCGAGCGAAUUGUUCAGGCAGCCCUCGAUAAUGUGUCCAAGGCUCGGACUACAAUCAUCGUGGCCCAUAAACUUUCAACCGUGCAGCGGGCUGACAGAAUUAUUGUGCUAAGCAAAGGACGACUGGUCGAACAGGGAACACAUCAAGAGCUUCUUGUCCGGAAAGAAGCUUACUUUAACCUUGUCAAUGCUCAGACUCGAGACGAGCACCGGGACUUACAACAUAUAAAUCAUAACACAGUGUCCUUGAAGAUAGAAGAGGCACAAAAUUCUGAUCUUAUCCCAGGGGAAAAUGAUGUUAGCGUGAUUUCAGUCAAAUCUACCUCCGAAUUACCAACACCUCAAAUUCAAGGCCGAUCGCAACAACUCUCUUUAGUAAGAUGCUUCGCCAUCCUGCUAAGGGGUCGGAUACAGCUGUGGCCCUUAUUUCUAUUUGGUCUGAUCGCAUCAGUUGGCUCCGGAGCUGUCUUUCCAAUUCAAGCCAUCGUCUUCAGUAGAGCUGUCCUUAUCUUUCAGCUCCCUCUCCCACGACUAGCAGACCAUAUGAUCCACGAGGGUACAUUUUGGGGAAUUAUCUACCUGGUCCUUGCUGCCGCCAUGCUCAUGUGCUAUGCGGGGUUAGGGUUCUUCUUCACAGUCGCAGCAUCGGACAUGAUGUCCUUCUACCGCAGUCGAUAUUUUGGGGCAAUGAUCAAUCAGGACGUUGGCUUCUUCGAAUCCGAAGGUCAGUCAGCCGGAGUCAUGACCGGUUGGCUCUCAACAGACCCCCAGCGUGUUGAGGAUGUUAUUUCCACAACCGCUGGGUUCUUGCUCAUUACAAUUGUCAAUGUAUUAGGAUCAUGUAUACUAGCUCUAGUGGUUGGGUGGAAGCUUGCCCUGGUCGCCAUAUUCGGAUGUCUGCCUCCGCUAUUUAUAGUUGGCUACGUGAAGAUAAGGCUAGAACUCACUACCCACGCUCGAACCACGAAAAUGUAUCUAGAAAGCGCACGUUUCGCGACCGAGGCAAUCACUGCCAUCCGGACCGUAGCUAGCCUCACUUUAGAAGAGAAAGUGGUUAAGAUGUACGACGAGCGACUGGCGCGUACAUCUCCUAGAUUUAUCAAGAUCGCUGUGACCUCUGCGAUUCUAUUUGGUUUAUGCGAAAGUCUUUACCUCGCCACUCUCGGUCUCAUAUUUUGGUAUGGGGUCAAGUUGCUUUCGCAGGGAGAGUACGAUGUUCAAUCAUUCUUCACCGUAUUCGUUGCUGUGAUCUUUGGAGGUCAAGCAGCCGGAUUCCUCUUUGGCUAUACAGUCAACACGACAAAGGCACACGCCGCAGCAAAUAACAUUAUCCAUCUGCUUCGAUCGCAACCUAAGAUCAAUACCUCAAUUGCCAGUGAAAAUACCUCUCCCUCUGAUACGAAUAUCUCUAUCGAAUUUAAGGCAGUGCGCUUCAAUUAUCCAACAAGACCUAAAGUUCCCGUGCUACAAGGGUUGAGCUUUAAGAUCAAGCGAGGCGAACGCGUUGGAAUCGUUGGAGCAUCUGGCUGCGGGAAAACCACGGUCAUUUCGCUUCUGGAGCGAUUUUACGAGAUUUGUUCCGGUGAAAUCCUGAUCAACGGCGUCCCACUCCAAAACCUCGAUGUGCACCACCACCGCGCCCGAAUCGGCUUGGUAUCUCAGAGUACAACGCUUUACCAAGGUUCAAUUCGCGAUAACGUUAUGGUCGGUGUGUCUCCAGACUUAGAAAAUGCUUCAGAUGAGAUAAUGCGCAAAGCCUGCAAGGAUGCCAACAUUCAUGAUUUUAUCGAGUCUCUUCCGGAAGGAUACGAUACUGAUGCGGGGGCCCGAGGUUUGUCCCUGUCCGGAGGACAGCGGCAACGCAUUGCCAUUGCUCGAGCACUGAUCCGAGAGCCACAGUUUCUCCUUUUUGACGAAGCGACUAGUGCUCUAGACACUGAAAAUGAGAUCAUUGUGCAAGAGGCCAUCAACGUGGCAUCUAAAGGCCCCGGUAGAACGACAAUUUCUGUAGCCCAUCGCCUAUCUACCAUACGAAGAUGUGAUCGAAUAUUGGUCUUGGAAGCUGGAAGGGUUGUAGAAGAAGGGAAUCACAAUGAGCUCAUGGCUCAAAGAGGCCAGUAUUACGAGAUGGUUCGUGCACAGGGUCUUGAUAGGGAAGUUAUUACGUGA
Molecule: messenger RNA, 3867 nt
Organism: Talaromyces amestolkiae
Lineage: Eukaryota; Fungi; Ascomycota; Eurotiomycetes; Eurotiales; Trichocomaceae
Exons: 3
Coding region: 1-3867 (1288 amino acids)
Biological process (GO): transmembrane transport
Cellular component (GO): membrane
Molecular function (GO): ATP hydrolysis activity; ATP binding; ABC-type transporter activity
Source: RefSeq, a predicted model, not a curated record